Messenger RNA from Coffea eugenioides, 1922 nucleotides. RefSeq lists its product as uncharacterized. Lineage: Eukaryota; Viridiplantae; Streptophyta; Magnoliopsida; Gentianales; Rubiaceae. The coding region runs from base 463 to 1767 and encodes 434 amino acids. The record is from RefSeq and is a predicted model, not a curated record. The transcript has a single exon.
UCUUAGUGCUAGACAUCCAUAACCUCAAAAACUUCUUCCUCUUUGUUAGAGCUUCCUAAAAGGUUAUAAAACCUCUCCUCUUCCAUUUCCUCUUCUUUCUUUCUUUCUUUUUUUCCCUUUUGCCUUCUCCUAAAACCCUACUCCAUAAUCUCCCUCAUCUAGAAAGAAACAACCCCUUGCUAGAUGCCUUUUUCAUUUAUCUUAUUUGGCUUUAGUUCCAGUGAGAAUAUGAUUACUUUAUGAGAGCUUUUUCUGAAAAAUAAACAUCUCUUCACUCACUUCAUGGCUUGCUUUCUUGCAGAAGAGAUAUCUUGAUCAUUCGUGUCCAUGAGAAGAUUCUCUAUUUUUCCUCAGAGCUUAGCCAUCAUUAUUAUUUGGUAGACUAGUAGUUUUUCAAUUUUUAUUUUUCUUCAUCUUCGUGCCAUACACAGGAGCAAUUAAUCAAGUAGCCGCCUGGUGGUAAUGGAUUCUGGGAAUAGUGGAAGUAUGCAAUCUUCAAGCGGCGGUGAUGAAGAGUAUGAGUCACGUAGUGAAUCGAUCUCUUCCUUCUUGAAUCCAUCAGCCCAUUUUGGUUCAAUUUCAGACCAUCCACAGGCUUCUGUUCCACAACUUCUUCCUCACCAACCCACUAGUACUUUGUUCAAUCCUCAUUCACAGAAUAGUCUUGAUGCUUUUCCACAAUCGUUACUAGCCAAUAACCCAAGUGGUGGAAAUACAAAUACUACUUCUACUCAAUAUGGUAGUAAUCAUGACCUCGUCUGGCCCAGAGGAUUGAGAUCUGAAGCCAAUUAUGCAAACUUUGGAAAUGUAACAGCUUCAUCAUCAGCUCAAUCAGUUCUAGCCGGUGGUGUUCAAGGCCUCAAUAGUCAAUCUCCAUCUAUGCUGCCAUCCCUGGGUAUUGAGGCAACAAAGAACGAUGCUAAGGCUUCCCUCCUCCAAUCUGCUGAUCAACAACAACCAGCAAACGUAGUCAAAAAUCCUAAGAAACGUACCAGGGCAUCAAGGAGGGCCCCGACCACCGUUCUCACCACCGAUACGACCAACUUUCGACAAAUGGUGCAAGAAUUUACGGGCAUCCCAACAGCUCCAUUUUCAGCUGCUGCCUCACCAUUUUCAAGAAGGCUUGAUCUUUUCUCAACUGUUGCCACAUCAAACCUGAGGGCAGCUGGUCAUUUGGCCGAUUCACUAGGCUCCCUUUAUCCUCUAAGGCCUUCGGCACAAAAGAUGGUUCAGCUUUCCCCAUUUGGGACUUCAUCAAACACCAUGAUUGAUGCUCUAGUUUCAUCAACUACAACAAAUGCUGCAGGCAACAUUCCUAAUAUUCCCUCGGCUGGUGGGGGUAAUAGCAGCAAUACUGUUUUGCCUCCUGAUCAUCUUGGCCUUCCAAAACAGCCUCAGAAUUUACUGAACAUGCAAAAUCAGAUGCUUUCAAUUCAACCCCUUCUGCUUAACAAGCAUCAGCCAUCUGCCACCCUUGCCACGAAAAAUCAAGGGAAUACAAGUCACGUUCCUUCCUUCGAUGAACUGGGAUUAGGCCAUCAUCCUGAUCACCAUCAGAAUGUGAAUGCAAACCUCAGUGGAUGGAAAGAUGGAGGAGGGACAUUGAAUGCUAGUCAAGAAAACUUGGGAGGGUCAAGUCAGCAUAUCAGUAAUUACAAGUUUAACUGUUCGGCUUCAACAUCAGAGUUUCAGCAUGAUAAGGGUUUGGAGAAUGUUACCUCAGCGGGUGAAGGUACAGUGGGAUCAUGGAUUUGCCCUUCUGAUUAAUUAAUUAAUUAGUCCUUUGUGUAGUGUACACAAAUUUUAAAUUAAUUAGGAUUAUAUAAUAUACCUUGAGGAAGUGUUAGGCCAGAAAUUAUAUGCUAUAUGCUGACGAUCAUACAUGUGUAUGUAUUUCUUAAUAAUUUUGAUCAGUUAUCACC